AUGAACAUCGCCCAGGCCCUGUCGUACCUUCACCCCACUAUUUUGCACCGAGACCUCAAACCAGCCAACGUGCUCAUCGCGCAACCUGACAGUGACAAACCCAUUGCCAAACUGGCGGACUUUGGGUUGUCGCGACUCCGUGAUACGGUCCUGAUGACGCAGAACCCCGAGGUUGGCACGGCCUGCCUGCUAUCUCGCACUGCACGGCGCUGCACUGAUGGCAGUCACGCACUCUUUCCGUACACAUCCGUACACAUCCGUACAUUAGGUCUUCACGGAUCUGAGCUCCACUUCCGACCCGACCGUUGCAUUUCCAUAGUACAGGCGCCGUACAUGGCUCCUGAAAUCUUCGACCUUAGGAACAACAUUUUCACCGACCGAAUGCGGUGUGGGCGUCACCGUCAGCAGCGGAAAACGCUUCAGUUGCCCGAAGUCGAUCCACUUGCAGUGCCAGCACUGCAAUAUGGUGAUGUAAGGAGGACCCCAAGACUCCUAGAGACUUACAAGAUGUGUGAUGUGUCAUCAUCAUCAUCAUCAUCAUCAUCAUCAUAA
This is a messenger RNA of Volvox carteri f. nagariensis, 552 nucleotides long. RefSeq lists its product as uncharacterized. The transcript is spliced from 6 exons. Bases 1 to 552 code for a protein of 183 amino acids. Gene Ontology annotation, biological process: protein phosphorylation. Gene Ontology annotation, molecular function: protein kinase activity; ATP binding. The record is from RefSeq and is a predicted model, not a curated record. Lineage: Eukaryota; Viridiplantae; Chlorophyta; Chlorophyceae; Chlamydomonadales; Volvocaceae.